Messenger RNA from Condylostylus longicornis, 1415 nucleotides. RefSeq lists its product as uncharacterized. The record is from RefSeq and is a predicted model, not a curated record. The coding region runs from base 183 to 992 and encodes 269 amino acids. The transcript has 5 exons. Lineage: Eukaryota; Metazoa; Arthropoda; Insecta; Diptera; Dolichopodidae.
GUUAUUUGAAAAGUGAACUUUAAAAGUCUUUCGUCUUUUAUUUUAAAUUUUAUUUAUUUUUAGCUAUAAAAAGGUUUCUAUUUAUAGUCAAUUUAUAUGAUUUAUAGAUUUUGGAAAUAAAUAAAUUAAAAUUAAUAAAAGUAAAUCGAGUACAACUAAAAAAAAAAUAAAAUAAAAUAAAAAUGAGAGUUAAAAAUAUUGGAAUUUUAAUAUUUAAUGUUGUUGUUACUUUAAAUUUUGUAUCCAGUGCAGUUUUGCCAGAAAGUGAUUCUGUAACAACAGAUGGAAAUGAAUUUGUGUUACCUGAAGGUAUUCCAACAUGUAAACAGAAUGAUCCAGAUCUAAGUGGUUGUAUUAAAGCAGCUAUUAAUCAACAACUUCCGAUUUUACAUAAAGGAUCUAAAAUACUUAAUAUUCCACCAUUAGAUCCUCUUAAAAUACCAGAUGGUCGUUAUCAAUAUACAAGUGGUCCAGUUGGUGGUACAUUAAUUAUAAAAAAUGUUAAUGUAUAUGGAAUUUCAAAAUCUAGUGUUAAGAAAGUUGAUACACAUGUAUUAGAUAAUGGUUUAACAAGUACAAUGUUAGUAUAUUUUCCAAGACUUUAUAUUGAAGGAAAUUAUAAAGCUGAUGUUAAAAUUAAUGAAUUAAAAAUGAGACCAAAAGGAUAUUUUAAUUUGACAUUAAGUGAAGUAAGCGUUACAACAAAAACAUCUGGAGAUUUUGAAUUAAUUAAUGGAAAUAAACAUUUAGUUUUGAAAAAUUUUGAUGUUGAACCAGAAAUUGGUGAUUUAAAAGUAUUUGCAACUGGUUUAUUCCCAGAUCCAGCAAUAAAUACUGUUGUAUUAGAUUUUGCAAAUCAAUAUUGGCCAGAAUUAGUUAAAACUGUUUUACCUCAAACAAAAUCUAUAUGGGAACCACUUAUACUAGAAUCAGCAAAUAAAUUUUUAAGGUCAAUUCCAAUUGAUAAACUUUUAACCAAAGAUGAAAAUUAAUUUUAAAAAUGAAAAGUAUAUUCAUAUUUUUCAUAGAGAAAAUAAGCUAUAGAGCAAUAGAGUAAACUUUGUAUAUGAGGCAAAUGGUAAUAUAAAAAUAUCAACAUAGCAUGAUUAUUAGAAAAUCCCUAUCAGAUACAAAGUACGUUUUUUUGUUUUUAAAUUUUGAAGCACAAAUUUUCGGUAGCUUGAUCAUUAAAUCAUAUACGAUUUCCUCUCUUUAUACACUUAAAAACUAUAAGUUUUAAUGAUGCAAUACAUGAACCUGAAUUUAAUUUAAUUUAAGAUUAUAAUGAAUUGAUUUUAUUAAAUGAUUUUAACGGAAUAUUGUAUAUAUAUUAUUGUAUUUCAUCAAUUAUAAUUUUAUAUUAUGUUGUAAAUUAUUUUUGAAUAAAUAAAUUUAAUAUUAUUAAAACUGGUUCA